ACAAACCUAUUUCUUGCUUCAAAGAUCACGAGUGCUCCUUAGCCGUUCAGCGAGGGUACGGUAUUACCAAAGUAUUGGAGAGCCUUGAAGGCACGGGGUUAAUUGGCGCGUCUGAGUCACGUGCAUAGGGUCCUGUGCGCUGCCAGCAUGGCAAGUCGGAGUUUGAAUCACAGGUCAUGGACUAAUCCGCAUCAAGUAUAAAAGCCCUCUGUUCUGCCUCCUACCACCAACGCCCCCAGCAGUGCCCGCCGCCGUGUCUCCUGACACCCAGUCGUGCCCUAGCCCAGCGUCGAGAUGUCAAAUAAGAUAGUGGUGAGCUAUGCACCAAUUGCUGUGGGUAGUAGAAUCCCAAGUAACGCUCCCGCUUCUUGAGCCCAACGUGUACCGAGCGGUCAUCGACGAUGUCAUCGAUGCUAUUAAGCCCGAAUUUGAAGAAUACGGCGUCCCGGAGGACGUCUUGGCGGAAUUGCAAAGGAAAUGGGAAGACAAAGUGAUUGCGUCACACGUCGCGGAGUUCGAGUCGGGACAUCAGCCGCCUCAACAACAGGUGCAACAGCAGCAGCAACCCCACUACAAUGUUCAACAUCCUAUGCAUAUCGUACAAGGACACCCACACUAUGCCACAGGUCCUUACAGUGGCGUUCCAAAUGUCAAGACAGAGCCUGUUGAUGCUAGCAGGUACAUUCUUGCCGCUCCUCCUGCGUACGCUCUCCCUCCCUUACCGGGACCGUCGCUGAGCGGACUUCGAACCGGUCUUGGAGGCCAAACGAGUAUUCUCUCUUUCCCUCCCGGUCCGCCUCCCAUACAGCCGACAAACGGCACCCCUUCCUCAGGUACGCCACUAGGAAGAUUAUAUGUACCGCCACCAGCCGUUCCUACAUCUUCCCCAGGCCAACCUGCUGCAGCAUCUGCGACACCCCGCAAAAUUCCCCAGGUCGACGGCCCCUCUGAUGAUUCCGACGAUUCGGCCACGCCACCUCCGUCGUUUGCUCCACGUUCUCAGCACCCGUCGUUACCGCAGCCGCAGUUACAGUCCUCUGCAUCGUCCGCGCCGAACGAGUCUGAGGCUAUCAAUAGCGAUCUAGAUGACUCAGACACGGAAGCGGAGGAUGAUGCGGAGGAUGGAAACGUGGGCGAUACAGAUAUCGUUUUUUGCACAUACGAUAAGGUUUGAAUGCGUCCCUUUCCUUGUAUCCCGUUGUCACUGACGGGUGUUAUAGGUUGCACGGGUCAAGAACAAGUGGAAGUGCAUCCUCAAAGAUGGCAUGAUCCAUAUUAACGGUAAAGAUUAUCUUUUCCAGAAGUGUACCGGGUAAGUUACCGAUAUCUAUCUUGACAUCAAAGCUUUGAUAACUUACGCAACCCUAUAGAGAGUUUGAGUGGUAGUCGUAC
Desarmillaria tabescens is the source of this 1392-nucleotide messenger RNA. RefSeq names its product transcription factor IIA alpha beta subunit. The record is from RefSeq and is a predicted model, not a curated record. The transcript has 2 exons. NCBI's taxonomy places the organism in Eukaryota, Fungi, Basidiomycota, Agaricomycetes, Agaricales, Physalacriaceae. Gene Ontology annotation, biological process: transcription by RNA polymerase II; transcription initiation at RNA polymerase II promoter. Bases 320 to 1174 code for a protein of 284 amino acids. Gene Ontology annotation, cellular component: transcription factor TFIIA complex.